This is a messenger RNA of Aspergillus eucalypticola CBS 122712, 417 nucleotides long. RefSeq lists its product as uncharacterized. Bases 47 to 283 code for a protein of 78 amino acids. NCBI's taxonomy places the organism in Eukaryota, Fungi, Ascomycota, Eurotiomycetes, Eurotiales, Aspergillaceae. The record is from RefSeq and is a predicted model, not a curated record. The transcript has 2 exons.
GGCGUUCUUCUCUUCCUUAUCACGAUAGUCGUUCGGACAGUAGUCGAUGCAUGGUUCAUAUCAAAUCUGCUUCUUUUUUUGUCUCAUCGACGCCAAUGCAAGAUACAGCGCAUGUUCUGAUAGUACACUCGAUAGCACAUGCUUUUCAAUAGUAAGAUACGCGUACGGUCUACUACAUAGGGUCUACUGCUAUAAUUCUCGGCCUUCCCGGCUCCUCUACUCCUUGUUUAUGUCGUCGACAAUAUACUAUAACGGUGGGAACGCUCACCUUGCACCCUUGUAACCCUCAGCUGCAAGCAUGUUCGAGAUUAGGCCUCAGCAAUACGCGACGGCGAUCGUGUUCCACGAGGCAGUCUGGAAAGAAAGCGAAGGCAGCAGAAAUUUAUGCACAUCCGUACAAUUCGUGUUAAAUUCGUG